GAUUCUAGUUCCAACAUAAGGAGGGACAGACCUCAUAGUGAAAGCGUAAUGAGCGCCAGUACUAAUGUUGACAUGUUUAGACUUGGGCAAGAAGUUGCAAAGCCUUUUGAACCAUGGAGUGAAUCGUUUUUAGAAGCAGCUGGGCAGCUCGAGAACCAGGAAAGAAUAAAACUUGAUUUAGUAUUUGAAGAAAUAUCGGAGAUGCAUAAAAAGAUGAAAAAGAUUGUGAAUAAUAAUGAGGAUGAAUUAUUAAAUGCACCGCAAAUACCAGCAAGUGAAUUGUCGGAUCCUUCCCCCAAGGUUAUACGGGGAAAAAUUUACAAACAAAUGUUAAGAGAUGUGGUCCCCGUUGCAUGCAAACCCGUCAUAAUUCCAGAUAAUUCGUCAAGAGAUGCUUUAAGGAUCAAAGGACAAUUGGCUAUUUUAGGAAGAUUGUAUUCGUCAAAUCACAUUAUCAAAUUCCAUGGAGUGUCUACAAUAAAUGGUCAUAAGAACAUUGUGUUAGAUUGGGCGGAGCAUGGGAAUUUGAGGCAAGUAUAUGAGGAAAAAAAGUUGAAUUGGCAUUUAAAACUCAAGAUAGCACACGAAAUAUGCAACGGUCUGGUGUUCCUACAAGCAUGCGGUAUAUUUCACCAUGACAUAAGGUGUGAAAACAUUUUGAUUACUGGUGGGGAUAAGUAUGAGGCAAAGAUUGCCAAUUUUUAUUUGAGUCGAGAUACCUCACAGAUGAGUCAUGGAAUUCCAAAUUUGUCCACCAUAGUUCGCUGGCUGGCUCCAGAAAAAAUGCCGAGAGGAAAUAACCCGAUAAAAGAGCCAUACACGUUUAAAUGCGAGUUGGCCUUUGAAAGAUUCCCGUAUAAAGAGAAGGAAAUGCCGGAAAUUACCGAACAUGUUCUAGCAAAGAAAAGAGAAACCUUGAAUUUUUCAGAUGGACCUCAGGAAAUAGUAACCGGAUUUAAUAAUAUCAUAGUAGCAUCGUGGAACCACGAUCCUCAAUUGCGCCCGGUAAUCAAAGAUUUAUUCAGUGACCUUACUAUGUUAGUUAAUCAACAUGGUAGGAAUUCGUCCGAAAUUGAAUUCGUAACAAGGACCGAAAAUCCGCAAAAAUCGAAGCAAACUCUGUUAGUACACCCUCCCGUUUUGCCACCACAAACUGCCGUCACAUUUAUAUCACUUGCGAUCAAUGUUGAUUGA
Molecule: messenger RNA, 1194 nt
Organism: Acaulospora colombiana
Lineage: Eukaryota; Fungi; Glomeromycota; Glomeromycetes; Diversisporales; Acaulosporaceae
Source: the annotation of a GenBank genome assembly